This is a messenger RNA of Lolium rigidum, 3118 nucleotides long. RefSeq names its product BTB/POZ domain-containing protein FBL11-like. NCBI's taxonomy places the organism in Eukaryota, Viridiplantae, Streptophyta, Magnoliopsida, Poales, Poaceae. The transcript has 18 exons. Bases 1 to 2889 code for a protein of 962 amino acids. Gene Ontology annotation, biological process: SCF-dependent proteasomal ubiquitin-dependent protein catabolic process. Gene Ontology annotation, cellular component: SCF ubiquitin ligase complex. The record is from RefSeq and is a predicted model, not a curated record.
AUGUCCUCCGCCGGCGACGGAGGAGACGGCGUCGCCGCCGACGAGGUGGUCCUGGAGAUCACCGACUCGUCAUCCCACUCCACCACCUCCACGCCGCCACCUCCUCCCAUCCCCGUCUCCGCCCUCGCCGCCCCCCUCCCGUCCCCGACCGUCGCGGUUCGCGCCGACCGGAGCAGGCUCAUCGAGAGCUCCUCCUACUUCCGCGCCCUCCUCGGAGGCAGCUUCAGUGAAUCGGGCAGCGGAUAUGUGCAGAUCAGCUGCAACCUCGACGCCGCCGUGCAAGUCCUCCGCUAUCUGUUCGAGCCUCCCGCGAUCACGCAUGAGAAUUUCCUCCCGCUGCUGGAGGGUGCUUUGUUUCUCGCUGUUGAGAACCUUCUAGUGGACUGUGAAAGAUGGUUCAGGGCUAUGGGAUCUCACAGUUCUUUCAUGUUGGUCCCACUGGAUUUCAUAAUCGAGGUCUGGUACUUUGCUCAAACGCACGGGGUUAAUUUUGUUCAAGACGUAUGCCCAGGAUAUCUAGCUCAGAAUUUUGUACAGGUUAUUUCCAGUAGAUCGAUUGCUCGAAUACCUUAUGAUCUUCUGUGCUCUACCAUUGAAUGCCCUCACUUGACUGUGGAUAGUGAAAAGCAAUUAUGUGAAGCAAUUUUAUUUUGGCUUUCCGCAAGGAUUCGACCCUAUGAACAAUUGGUCCCCAACUCAGCAGAUAGCCAACUCUUUCUUCUUAGCAAGGUUAGGGUAUGCCUUCUACCUUUGGGGUGUGCGGCAGGGAUAAAAAGAAACUGGGUUGAAUUUGGGAACAGUGCGGUAUGUAUGAUUCUUAAUCUUCUCAAGGACAGUUUGCAAGCCCUGCUGGGUACGGAUGCUGACGACAGCUUGAAUAGUUAUCGUAUUCGAAUAACAGAAUAUUCCAAGAAAAUUGUACUUUCAGGAUGUCCCCAGUUAACUACCGAAUUCUUGUACAUAUCAGUGCUCCCCACUGAUCUGGAUGCUAUAUUUAAGAGAAGGUUAGCAAGUUCGUAUAGCCAGGGUCACUCUGGAAGUUUUUCACUUUAUGUUGAACUGGUGAAGAAGGCUAAAACCGUCUCAUUUCCAAAUGUACACAUGGUGGAUCUCUCGAAAUGUCCAAAUUUACAUUUUGGUGCAGCAAUUGACUGGCUGACGUUGGCAUUUCCAGAACUGAGAACAUUCCGAGCUUCCCAUUGUUUGCUCUUUCAGUUUGAAGAUUUGCAAUACCUGUUACUGACAUGUCCAUGGAUUAAAGAAGUUGAUUUGAGUAUUGAUUUGAGCAUUAUACUACCUAAGUACUUGAUUAUAUCUUCUAGAUUUGAAGCACGGAGUGAAAUGAAUCGAAAUAUGUCUAGCUACUACAAGCAAAGUCCAUACAGGAAACCAAUAUACCCAGUUUUCUCAAAAGUAUCAAAACUGACACUGGAAGGCCGAAAUGAUAUUACUGACAAUAACUUAGCGGAGAUAUCCAUGCUGGACAAAUCGCUAUGUUAUAUAAACAUUAAACAUUGCACCCUGUUAACAGAUGAUGGCAUAUCUAAACUACUGCUUAAUUGUACCAAGAUCCACUCAAUGGUUCUUUCUUAUACUUCUUUCGGAAAUCAGUCGAUUCAAACGCUAUGCUCGUUGGAUUACUUGGAUCCCUUUGACAGCUUUCCUUACCACAAGGAUGAAGGUCCUUAUGCUAUGGCAUCUAGGUUGCAAGAAUUGCAUUUGGAAGGAUGUAAAGGUAUUUGUUGUGCUGGUAUGUCCCAGCUAGUGAGUAAUUUGAAUAUUGUGAAGUCCUUAUGCUUAAGGCAGACAUCACUUACAGAUGGCGCUCUCUGCAGCUUUGUUGGCUCUUCUCUUGAGUAUCUUGAUAUUUCAGAGACUGUGGUUUCCAUGGUCUCAUUGGCACCAAUUAUAAGGAGAAGUUCUAAUUUGUGCUGCUUGAAAACUACUGGAUGUCGCAACCUGCUGUCUGAACAUGGUGAGGUACAGUCCGUGAAUGGUAACAAGUAUGGCAGUUUUCUUCAGGAGAUAACCAGUACUUGCUGUUUGGAGGAUGUUGAAUUGGGCUGGGCAUUUUGUCCUGUUCGAAUAGAUGACCUUAUUCCUUCUUUUAGUAAAGUAAGGAAGAUGACAGUUGGUCUUGGCACAACAAUACCAGAGAAUAUCCUGCAUGCCCUUCCUGAGAUUUGCCCGUUUCUCGAGUCAUUGGUUCUUAGAUUUCAGGUAAUCUCUAACAGUGUUCUAAGGAAUCUACUAGAAUCCUCGAUGAAUCUUCAGGUGCUUUGCCUCCAGUAUUGUCUUGGCAAUUUAACUUCAUUUGGUUUUCAAACAAAGGCACCAGCAUUAAGUAUAUUACGGCUCCAGUGGGUUACUCCAUGGAUGACAAACGAUGACUUGACAAUUCUAACACAUAAUUGUAAUUUAGUUGAGCUUUGUCUCUCUGGUUGCAAACUCCUCGACUCCAGCUCUCAAGAGAUAAUCACGUCUGGGUGGCCAAACUUGACAUGCUUACAUCUUGAGGAAUGCGGUCAGAUAACAGUUGUUGGGAUUUCUUCUAUUUUUAAUUGUAAAGCUUUGGAAGACGUAUUACUUAGGCACACGGGCAGAGGUAUUGGAAGAACCAUCAUAACAGAUGCUAUCAGAGAGUUGCCCCUGCUAAGGCAACUGGCACUAGAUCUCUGCGAUGCUUCUGAGGGAGGCUACGACACCCCAAAAAAUCCAGAGGGGAAGAUGAUGAGGAGCGUGAGGAUGAGCAGAUGCAAGUCAGCAAAAUCGUGUUUCGAUCCUCGCGUGGAUGUGUCGUCCUCCUCGAAGCCGGUGCACAAGGAGACCAUCGUGCUGGAGUGGACCAGCAAGCAGCUCAGAACCACCGUAGUGGAAGAAAGAUUGUAAUGUUUCUAGAGAAAGGCUCUAAUGUCUUGAAGCAACAGUUUAUUUUCGUGCGCAUGUUUUACCAGAAAUUCCCCAGAUAUAGGGGUUCUGAAUAUUGUGUGGAGUGUAUGAUGAUAAGAACAAGGAUCCAGGAAAAUAUAUAAGAGAAAACCGGCAAAAGAAAAACUGAAGUUUUUGGGAUAUGAAAUGUACCGUCUUUCAACAUGACUGACAUGGCUUUACAGACUUA